AUGUACGUACUCAAGCUGGCCGGGAUCAAGGCUCUCCGGGGUCUCAUCGGUCUCAUCCGGGUUCUCAGCGCCACCUUCUCCUCUGCGCCACCUGCGCCCAAGCCCUCACGCACGAUCACGCUUCCCUGGUCGAAGCGUGGUUCCCAGGGCUCUAAGAUCCGUUUCGACGUUUGGAUUCCGUCGUCGUCACCAUCAUCGAACGACACUCGAGGUAAAUGGCCAAUCAUCGUUAAUCUGCAUGGUUCAGGCUUCUGCAUUCCCGGCCAUGGCACCGACGCCCGCUUUCUGCGCUUCGUCGCUGACAAGGUUGGUGCCGUGGUGCUCGACGUCGACUACCGUCACGCGCCUGAGGACCCAUACCCCGCCGCACUGGACGAUGUGCAUGCAUUCGUCCAAUGGAUCCGUUCUGGCGGCUAUCUCCAAACCUCCAUCCUUGAGAAGCAGCAAGACGGCCAGCCUUCUCUCGAGACGAGCCGCUGGGACCGGACGCGGCUCGCCCUGACGGGCUUCAGCAGCGGAGGCAAUCUGGUCUUGACCGCGUGCGUCCGUCUCCACGCCACUGGCGGCCCCUCCCAGCUUCCUCAAGCCGUCGUCGCCUUCUACCCUUCGACGAAUGUUGCCGAGUCUCCGUACGCCAAGCCCAAAGUGAAGCCAAAACCGACGAAGCCGGGCAAGGAGGGGAAACCAGCUGGAGGUGUCAUCCCUCCCGUUGUUCGCCAGUUGUUUUACGCCUCCUAUCUGCCGCCCCACGUUUCGCGAAAAGAUCCGCAGGUAUCGCCCCUCUAUGCGGACCCGGCUGCAUUUCCGGCUUCUACAACCCUCAUUACAUGCGAGGGCGACUCGCUGGCGAGAGAGGGUGAACAAAUGUACGAACACCUCAUCGGCGGUCCCAACAAGGGCGCCGUGCACCUGCAAGUGCCCGGGCAGGGACAUGGCUGGGACCACAUGGUCAAGCCGGGCACCCAUGCCGAAGAGCUCAGACAGGAGAGCUACGAAUUGGCAGCUCGCCGGAUCCGUGAAGCAUUCGCUUCUUCUACCUGA
Acaromyces ingoldii is the source of this 1041-nucleotide messenger RNA. RefSeq names its product alpha/beta-hydrolase. The transcript has a single exon. Lineage: Eukaryota; Fungi; Basidiomycota; Exobasidiomycetes; Exobasidiales; Cryptobasidiaceae. Gene Ontology annotation, molecular function: hydrolase activity. The record is from RefSeq and is a predicted model, not a curated record. The coding region runs from base 1 to 1041 and encodes 346 amino acids.